Molecule: messenger RNA, 1308 nt
Organism: Dujonia railenensis
Lineage: Eukaryota; Fungi; Ascomycota; Pichiomycetes; Serinales; Debaryomycetaceae
Source: the annotation of a GenBank genome assembly
AUGCUGGAUCUAGAAGAGGUUGACGUCUCACCAAUUGACGAGGGAACACAAGAAAACUAUAGAACAUGGAAGAAGAAUGCGCCGUUCCUUUACGACUAUUUAUCUACGACAUCCUUACUAUGGCCGUCGCUAUCAGUGCAGUUCUUUCCUGAGUUAGAAAGCAAGAAAUAUGUAGACAAAGGCUCAGCUCUGGAUAUAGAUCUCGCCAACACCACGUCUGGAGAAGAGGUGGGAGUGUCGUACCACAGGCUCCUCAUUGGGACGUUCACGUUAAACCAGGCCAAGGUGGACAGCGUCUCAAUAUUAAGGUUGCCCUUCUACACCGAUCUCAACAAGAGAAUAGAUAUAAAUAAGUUGAACUACACGCCGGAAAGGGGUGAGUUUGAACUCUCCACGGUGACCAAGAAGAAGGUCCAAGUACUACAAAAGAUAAAUCAUAUGGGGGAUGUAAACAGGGCCAAGUAUAUGCCUCAGAACCCUGACUUGAUUGCCCUGCUGAACAACAUGGGCGAUAUUGUAGUUUAUGAUAGAACAAAGCAUCCUAACUUCAAAAUAGGGAUCGAUGAUAGCGUUAAUAAACCUGAAUUGAGACUUAGACGAGCGGAUGGGAGCGGUGACUCGGAUAUCUUUGCAAUAGAUUGGAACAAGCAAGCUGAGGGGAUAUUGGUCUCAGGUGAUAUAGACGGACGGAUAAACUUGUACGAUAUAAAGCGGGACUUCAAUUCGAAGGACCAAGAAUUCAUCAACUCUAGCAGCAGCUACGAGACUCCAGGGAACGCUGGAGUGAACGACACCGAAUGGAUCCCCAAUCACGACUCGAUCUUCAGCACUGUGGACGAGAGCGGUUGGCUCAGGUUAUACGACAUUAGGACAAGCACGCAAGAUCCUACGUUUUCUGUGAAGCUUGGUAACUCUGGAGUCAACUCAGUGUGUACGAACCCCGGAAACCUGUCUUACAUUGCUACUGGGGAUUCCGACGGGUUGGUCAGUGUUCUCGAUGUCAGAACGCAAGAGCCAGUGGACACCUUGAGCAACGUGUUUGAGUCAUCCAUAACGCAAUUAAAAUGGCAUAACACAUAUCACAAUAUACUAACGGGUUCCUCUACUGAUAAAUCUAUAAAGAUCCUAGAUCUUGCCAAAGAACACGAAGAACGAGUGCUAUUCGCCCAUGGUGGUCAUAUGCUAGGUGUGAAUGAUUUCGAUUGGUGCUUACAGGAUGACUGGCUCAUUUCAAGUGUAGCGGACGACAAUUCGUUGCAUGUCUGGAAGCCUUCAAGCAAAAUAGUUAAAGAGUAUAGUCUGACAUAA